This is a messenger RNA of Sander lucioperca (pikeperch), 846 nucleotides long. RefSeq names its product C-type lectin domain family 10 member A-like. The record is from RefSeq and is a predicted model, not a curated record. The transcript has 7 exons. Lineage: Eukaryota; Metazoa; Chordata; Actinopteri; Perciformes; Percidae. The coding region runs from base 56 to 808 and encodes 250 amino acids.
GCCUUCUAACAGCUCUCAUACAGGACUGCAGCAGGACUUUAAACAUUUGUUCAGGAUGAACAGAAAUCCACAGGAGGAAAUUGAGGAAAUCGAGGAAGAAGCUAGCUAUGUUAAUGCACCAGUAUGCACUGUGGAUAAAGUGGCAGCCCCUGCAGACCAGAGGUCUCUCUUCUUCACUCAGUCUUUUCCACCGAUAGCAGUGUGUUGGCUGAUACUGUUAGUUAACAUGGGCCUUCGUAUCCACUUUACCUCUGUCAUUUCUGAAAAUGACGCCAAGCUGAGGGCAGAAAACCAGCAGCUGACAUCCCAAAACCAGCAGCUUAAGGCACGAAACCAGGAGCUGGAGACACAAAUACGAAACAUGACGACAACUGAUGAUUACUGCUCCAAAGAAAAUAACGGUUCAGAGAGACAGCGUAAAGCUUGUCAGGAGGACUGGUUACUCAACGAGUCUAACUGCUAUGAGAUUCAUGAUGCUGAUCCUUCUAAUCAGAAAACCUGGGAAGAAGCUCGAGCAAACUGCAGCGGAUAUAACGCAGAUUUUGUUAUUGUACACAGUCAAGAGGAAAAGGAUAUGAUCAAUGGUUACAGCUGGGGUAAACAAGAUGAGAGUGGAUACUGGAUUGGCCUGAGAGUUGAAAAUGGGAGAUGGAAGUGGAUUGAUGGAAGUGAUCUGGCUGUAGACUUCUGGAUAGGAACUCCCUUUGACGGUCAGUGUGCAGUUUCUGUCCAGGGCGUAGGAUGGAGAUCAGUGAGCUGUGCUGACAGAAAACGAUGGAUCUGCAAAAAGAAGGCUUUAUGUGUUUAAACACUGCAGUCAUAUUCUGCAUGAUAAUAUCAACUGGC